This is a messenger RNA of Gordionus sp. m RMFG-2023, 4024 nucleotides long. RefSeq lists its product as uncharacterized. The record is from RefSeq and is a predicted model, not a curated record. Gene Ontology annotation, biological process: hyaluronan catabolic process; carbohydrate metabolic process. Bases 52 to 3783 code for a protein of 1243 amino acids. NCBI's taxonomy places the organism in Eukaryota, Metazoa, Nematomorpha, Gordioida, Chordodea, Parachordodidae. Gene Ontology annotation, molecular function: hyalurononglucosaminidase activity. The transcript has 17 exons.
AAUUUUUUGAUUAUAUAUUGUUGUAAAAGGUAUAUUUUUUUAUUUUAUAUAAUGAAUUUGUAUAACAUCCGUUCCUUUUUAUGGAAUGUUCUCGCUUUGAUUCAUGGGAUUCAUGGUGUGCAAGAUAUAUUUUCUUUCUAUUCUCGAACUAACGAAGAGAUGCCGAUCAGCGAUAAAAAUCGCAACCCUUCCGUGAAAUCAACCACACCAGCAUAUGCUAGGGGACUAUCUUCAAUUAACCAACACACGAAUCUCACAAAUUUGACUGCUCGAUACCUUAAACGGGACUUUGAAAUAGACGCACGGAUCAAGGAGAAAUGUGGAAGCAAAAACAGAGGAUUUGAAAUAUUCUGGAACAUUCCUACGAAUAUAUGUAAGAAUAAGACGGGCAAAGAAAUUCCUCUUCCUCCUUACGGAAUCGUAGCUAAUGAGAACCAACACUUUUUUGGCUCCAAGAUCAACGUAUUCUACCUAAGUAGGGGUCUGUGGCCCCAUUACAAACAAGAUAACAGGGGAAAAAUUUUAUACAAAAAAAAAAUUACCACUAAGAAAAACACAUUAUUCACCACUAAGAAAAAAACAUUAUUCACCACACGUAAUAAAAGGUCUAUAGAAAUUUUAAAGCUUAGAGAGAUCAACGGAGGCAUUCCUCAAAGUGGAAAUAUCGAUAAGCAUUUGAAAUUAUUCGCGGAAAGCGUGAAGAAGUUAAUACCGGACCCUUCGUUUCACGGUCUUGCGAUGAUCGAUUUUGAAGAAUACACACCGAGCCUUUACGUAUUAUCGGGAAAGCUCAAAGAUUUGUACAAGCAAAAAUCAUUGGAAUUCGCUAUAAAAAAACACCCAGAAAUAAAAGAUAGAAAUAGGUUGAAUGCUAUAAGUGCCAACCUUUUUAACUUGGCUGCUAGGAAUUAUUUCGAAUCUACCAUUGAAUUAGGAAAGCGAAUGAGACCCAAUGCUAAAUGGGGCUAUUAUGGAUAUCCUUAUUGUUACAAAGGUAAAUUCGACAAUUUAAAUUGUUCAGAUAGCAUGGUUGCAAUGAACAACAAAAAUUUAUGGUUGUACAAAGCCUCCACAGCACUUUACCCCACCAUUUAUCUGAACAGCAAACCGUUUCCCAGACCCAUAGAUGCUGGUAUUUGGAUACAUAAAGUAUACCAAGAGGUUAACAGGAUACGCAAAGUCGCCCAUAAAUAUUUGCCGGCUUACCCUUAUUUUAGGUUCGAGUACCGAGCAGAAGAAGGCGCAAAAUAUGAAAAAUACCUUAGAAUGAAGGAUUUAAAGUUUUCCUUCAAGCAGGCACUGGACAUGGGGAUGGAUGGAAUAAUUAUUUGGGCAUCCUCGAAAAAAUUAUCAGCCAAAUGUUCAAACAUCAGCCGUUACGUGAAAGAUUAUUUAGGCCCCAUAUCGAAUAUUAGCAUACAUUUUGCCAAAGUUUGCAGAACGGUACUAUCCUGUUGUAAUGACUCCAUCGCAGCCCCGGAUCGAAAUUCCUCUUUAGCCAAUUACCAACCAGAGGAAAGCAAAUGUGUCAAGAUUGAUUCCAAGAACAUGGAUUAUAUAAAAAAGAUUUUGCAUUCCACUGAUCACAUUAAUUUGAUUUACCCCCAAAGUUACGAUAAAAUCAAAGCUCAAUACAGAUGCGUUACCAAUUUCGUUUCCAUAAAUAGUCAUUUGUCAAAUGGGUAUGAUUUAACGCACGUAAGCACAAUACAAAUAGAAGAGACCUUGAGAACAGGACAUAUGCCCGGUGCGGAACUUACGCAUUUUUUUUUCUUUCUUUUCUUUUGGGGAAAGAAGGCGGCAGUUUUCUAUAGUUUAGUUCUGUUUUUCAGAAUCUCACAAUUUAUUGUGCCAAUAAUGAUUAUGAAGGUAUUCUCAUCUCUCCUGGAACUUCGAGCUACCCUUUACUAUUUAUAUUAUACCUUAGCAUUGAUUCACACGAUAAAUGGAUUUUGCGCCUUAUAUUUAGAUCGGGAAUCUAAUGAAGAAAAAAAAGAUAUGCUAGUAGCCAGCGAUACAAGUCUAGAUUUUUCCGAAUCGUUCGCGACAACAUUAGAUGACGUCGAAUGGGUCAAGGCCAUCGAUUUUGACGAAUCCAAAUUUCCCGAUAACGGAAGAUACCUCAUAAGCGCUAACCCGUCUUCCAUCUUCCCGUCCAGGAAAGAUGACUCCUCGAACUCCAAGGAUCAAAAUAUUUCGCUGGAGGAAAAGGAAGCAAUUUUACGAGUCUACGAUAGCCAGAUCAAAAAUAUAUUCGGCGUAUCGAGACCCAAGGAAAUUCGAGAUUUCAUAACGCCCUCCUACACUUUGCUACCCCCACGUUCCAUAAAUACGAACGAACUUUUCACUCAACCCGAUAAUCACUCAGCUCGAGAGGUUGAAUCAGCCCUCAAACCGGGUUCCAAAAGAGGAACGUUGUCGGAUACGGGAGAGGGUGACGAAAAUAUAAAUGCCGGAUUUAAAACUUUCUGGAACAUUCCCACGGACGUGUGCAGAGACAAGUUGGGUGUAGAAAUACCCCUUUCCACCUACGGGAUCAUCGCUAACGAGGAACAAAAGUUCUUCGGCUCCAAGAUCAGCAUCUUUUAUCUCAGGGAAGGUCUAUGGCCCCAUUACAAGAAUUCGGAUGCGAGAGCUAAUAAGAGAGUGACUUCCGGGAAAAUUAUAUCCAAGGAAAUAUUGUUUGGAGAAAACGACAACGACACGCUGUCCGAGCUUAUAGAAAUCAAUGGGGGCAUCCCUCAAAGAGGAGACCUUGAAACGCAUUUGAAAUCAUUCGCGGAAAGCGUAAGGAAACUCAUACCGGACUCUGGAUUCGAUGGAAUGGCGGUGAUCGAUUUCGAGGAAUACACCCUGAGUCUUAAGGUAUUAGAAGGCAAGCUCAGAGACGUCUAUAAGCAAAAAUCGAUGGAAUUCGCCAAGGAACAGAAUCCGGACGUGACUGACGUGAAGGAGUUGAAAGACAUAAGCGCCAAACUUUUUAACUCGGCUGCUAGGCUCUUCUUCGAAUCGACCCUUAAAUUGGGGAUUCAAAUGCGACCGAACGCUAAAUGGGGAUAUUACGGUUUCCCUUAUUGUUACAAAAAUGAGUUGGACAAUUUGAAGUGUUGCGAACGUAUGUCUACAAUGAACGAUGAAAAUUUAUGGUUGUAUGAAGCCUCCACCGCACUCUUUCCCGCUAUUUACAUCUACAAUAAACCGUUGCCCCGACCUAUGGACCCCGGCAUUUGGAUACAUAAAAUAUACAACGAGGUUAACAGGCUACGCGAUAAAGUGAAAUCCAAAUAUUUGCCGGUUUACCCCUAUUUCCGAUUCGAGUACCCUGCAGAAGAGGGCCAAAAAUAUGAACCAUAUCUCGAAAUCAAGGACUUAAAAUUCUCCUACAAGCAAGCAUUGGAUAUGGGGAUGGAUGGCAUGAUUAUAUGGGCAUCCUCCAAAAGAUUAGAAGAUAAAUGUCAAAACAUCAGCCAAUAUUUGAAAGAUUAUCUGGGCCCCAUGUCAAGGAUUAGCAAGCUCUUCGCCAAAAAUUGUCAAUCACUGAUGUGCCAUAACCCUGUCGCGAACGCCAAAUCUGAAUCCGGCACUUACGACUCGUACAAGGGCAGAAAUUCGCAUUCAUUCAGGUACGAGCCCGUGGAGGGUAAAUGCGUCAAAAUCGAUUUCGAUAAUCUCAAUUAUAUUCACAAAAUUUUGCAUUCGACCGACCAUAUAAACUCGACUUACCCCAAAAGGCCCGAUAAAAUCAAAUCUCAAUACAAAUGCAAGCGUAUUUCAAAUACUUAAUUAUACGGUGCAAAUGUCCUAAGAUAAAAACGCUACAAAUUUUGGCGGUUGCGUCUUUUGGACAUAGGUUAAAUUGUUAGAUGAACUAUAUGUAAAAAAAAAUAAUCUCAUUUCACAUCUUAUUAUUAUUAUUAAUUUUUUUUUAAAAAAUAUUCUUUAAAAGAUUAUGAUAUAUUAGUUGUUAUAUAAAAAUUAUAAUAUAUAAUAUUUAAAAUUAUAAAAAAAACACAUCUAGUCGAGC